Messenger RNA from Penicillium manginii, 1029 nucleotides. RefSeq lists its product as uncharacterized. The record is from RefSeq and is a predicted model, not a curated record. Gene Ontology annotation, cellular component: cytosol; nucleus. Lineage: Eukaryota; Fungi; Ascomycota; Eurotiomycetes; Eurotiales; Aspergillaceae. The transcript has a single exon. Bases 1 to 1029 code for a protein of 342 amino acids.
AUGCCUCUGAUAACCUCAAUCGGCGAGGACUUGCCUCAAAACCAUGUCCACAUCGCAGUUCUUGACACCGAUGUACCAUGUCCUGCCGUCUAUGCGAAACGCGGUAUGCACAGCUCUCGAUUUCGUGUUCUGCUUCAAGCUGCCGCGGAGCGUCUCAACCAAGAUACACAAAAGUUGAAACAUGGAAAUAUCGGGAUCCAUGUGACAGCUUUUGACGUCGUGGGAGGCUCAUAUCCGCCACUUUCGUUCCUAAGAUCUAGCCCACGAUCUUUGAAUAGGACAAAUUCCUGUGAUUCGCCUGGGCCGAUCGAUGUGAUUCUGGUUACUGGUGCUGCUGCCGCGGCAUAUGAUGAUUUGCCAUGGAUUCCAGCACUCCGGUCAUUCAUUCAAACAGUCUACGCAGACCAUCCAUUCGUGAAAAUUUACGGAUCUUGUUUCGGGCACCAACUUAUAGGCCAGGCAUUACUCGAGGGCCAGGAGUGCUCCAUGGGCAAAGAUUUCCCGUCCAAAAUUUCAGUUGAGCCAUCCGUGCUGGGUCAUGAAAUUGGAGUCCAUCCUAUUGUACUGAAUUCAGAAUUCAGUCGCCGAUUUUCCUCACUCGAUGAGUUUUCGUCAGAACGGCCCGUUCAACUACAAGUCAUUCAUGGGGAUAUUGUGACUCCCUCGCAAGAUGUCCCCUCGCAUAUAGGCCCAAAUGAGCUAUCGCUCCCAGUGCCAUGGAUGAAUAUCGGAAGCAGCUCCAAAUGUCUUAUUCAAGGACUCUUCCACCCGGGUCGUGUUCUUACAUUGCAAGGUCACUUUGAAUUUGAUGCAUUUGCUUCAGGGGAACUAUGCCGCCAGUUCGCACGGACAUACAACUGGACACAAUCUCGUUUGGAAACUCAUCUAUCAAAUAUAUGGGGAUCAUUAGAAUCUGUUGAUGGGCCAGCAGGGCCUUAUGAUGACGCAAAAGCGGUAGCAGAGAUGGCUAUGCUAUUCUUUGCAGAUGAAGACCGACUUUUGGCUGCACUUCCAGGGAAGUCUUCAUGA